AUGGCCGGCCAGUCGAAACCCGCUCUCUCCCCUUGGGGCAGCGCCGUUGCAGGUGCAACUGGUGCAGUCCUCGCCAAUGCUCUUGUCUAUCCUCUUGAUCUGGUCAAGACGAAACUUCAAGUCCAAGUAAAGAACGCGAAUUCGAAAGAGGAUGCCGUCCACUACAAAUCAACUCUGGACGCAAUCAAUAAGAUUAUGGAAAAGGAAGGGAUUGAGGGACUAUACUCCGGAAUUGCCGGAUCCCUAAUUGGUGUCGCAUCCACCAACUUUGCCUAUUUCUAUUGGUACAGCGUUGUGCGGAGCAUCUAUAUGGCAUCGAGCCGGGCAACUAAGACUCCUGGAACUGCUGUUGAGCUUUCUCUUGGUGCCGUUGCAGGAGCUAUUGCUCAGAUUUUUACCAUUCCCGUCGCUGUCAUCACGACAAGACAGCAAACACAGCCCAAGGAGGACAAGAAGGGACUAAUUGAAACGGGUCGAGAGGUUGUGAACAGCGAAGAUGGCUGGUCUGGCCUGUGGAGAGGUCUUAAAGCCAGUCUUAUCCUUGUCGUCAACCCAGCCAUCACCUAUGGUGCCUACCAACGCUUAAAAGACGUCAUUUUCCCUGGAAAGAAUAGUCUGAAGCCCUGGGAAGCCUUUUUGCUCGGUGCUCUUUCCAAAGCUUUGGCCACAAUUGCGACACAACCAUUGAUUGUUGCCAAGGUUGGCCUUCAGUCACGGCCACCACCAGGUCGUGAAGGAAAGCCGUUUAAGACCUUUGGCGAGGUAAUGCGCUACAUCAUUCAGAACGAAGGCCCUCUGUCCCUAUUUAAGGGUAUUGGGCCCCAAAUCAUGAAGGGGCUCUUGGUUCAAGGUCUAUUGAUGAUGACCAAAGAAAGAAUGGAGCUCUUUUUCAUUCUUCUUUUCGCUUAUCUGCGAAAAAUCAAACAGCAAAAGCUACAGAAGGCCGUUGACAGCGCUGCAUCCAAGGCUAAAACCAGCCUUCCAGCCACGUUGAAAUAG
Molecule: messenger RNA, 999 nt
Organism: Aspergillus tanneri
Lineage: Eukaryota; Fungi; Ascomycota; Eurotiomycetes; Eurotiales; Aspergillaceae
Gene: ANT1
Product: putative peroxisomal carrier protein
Exons: 4
Coding region: 1-999 (332 amino acids)
Biological process (GO): transmembrane transport
Source: RefSeq, a predicted model, not a curated record